Chiroxiphia lanceolata (lance-tailed manakin) is the source of this 4166-nucleotide messenger RNA. It is a transcript of the gene ABHD5, whose product is annotated as abhydrolase domain containing 5, lysophosphatidic acid acyltransferase. Gene Ontology annotation, biological process: positive regulation of triglyceride catabolic process; negative regulation of triglyceride storage. Gene Ontology annotation, cellular component: lipid droplet. The record is from RefSeq and is a predicted model, not a curated record. NCBI's taxonomy places the organism in Eukaryota, Metazoa, Chordata, Aves, Passeriformes, Pipridae. The coding region runs from base 49 to 1176 and encodes 375 amino acids. The transcript is spliced from 7 exons.
GGCGGCGGGCGGGCAAGCGGGAGGGAGGAAAAGAGGGAGGAGCCCGUGAUGGCUGGUGCUGUCGCCGUCGCGCUGUCCCUCGCUGCGCUCCCGGCCACCGCCACCGCUCCUCCGCUGUCAGCUCCCGGCCGCCGCGCCGCCGCCAUGGCCGAGGAGGAGACCUCCAGCGAAAGGUUAGGAUGGUUAUUCAGCUGGCUUCCUGCCUGGUGUCCCACUUCGCUGCUACACCUUAAAGAGGCUGAGGACAAAAUGCUAAAAUGUAUUGCAAGCAUAUACAAUAAACGGUACGUGUAUAUAUCUAAUGGAAAUAAAAUAUGGACACUGACAUUCUCUCCAGACCUUUCAAAUAAAACUCCACUUGUUCUCCUGCAUGGGUUUGGAGGAGGUGUUGGACUGUGGGCUCUCAACUUUGAAGAUCUCUGUGAGAACAGGACCGUUCAUGCUUUCGACCUCUUGGGAUUUGGGCGUAGCAGUAGACCACACUUUGACACUGAUGCUCGGGAAGCAGAAAAUCAGUUUGUGGAAUCCAUAGAAGAAUGGAGAAAGGAGGUGGGAUUAGAAAAAAUGAUUUUACUUGGACACAACCUAGGUGGAUUCCUGGCUGCUGCUUACUCAUUAAAAUACCCAUCAAGGGUCAAGCAUCUUAUCUUAGUGGAGCCAUGGGGUUUUCCAGAGAGGCCUGACAAUGCUGAACAUGAAAGACCAAUUCCAAUCUGGAUCAAAGCACUAGGAGCUAUAUUGAGUCCAUUUAAUCCAUUAGCUGGGCUAAGAAUAGCGGGACCCUUUGGGUUAAGCCUUGUUCAGCGUUUAAGACCAGAUUUCAAGCGAAAAUAUUCAUCGAUGUUUGAUGAUAACACUGUGGCUGAAUAUAUCUAUCACUGCAAUGUACAGUCACCCAGUGGUGAAACAGCUUUCAAGAACAUGACUAUUCCUUACGGAUGGGCAAAAAGGCCGAUGCUGCAACGGAUUUCGCAAAUGGAUCAAGACAUUCCUAUCACUGUGGUCUAUGGAGCACGUUCGUGUAUCGAUGGUAAUUCUGGCAGUACUAUCCAGUCUCUGAGACCAAACUCAUAUGUGAAGACAAUAGCUAUCCUUGGUGCAGGUCAUUAUGUGUAUGCUGAUCAACCUGAAGACUUCAAUCAGAAAGUGAAAGAUAUCUGUGAUUCUGUGGACUGACUGUCUUCUGUUCUUUAGAAAGUCAUACCGUAGAUAGCAUUUAAUGGCAAUACUUUAGGAAAUCACUAAAGAAUGCGGAGCUAAUGGGACAGGCUCUGUUUGCACACUGUUUCUUCUAAGAAGCUAUUUGCACACUUAAACCACUGAGUGCCUAUUUUGGGGGAGAUGAAGAAGUUUGAAGCUAACUUUGUACAGUUUUUUUGAGAUUAUUGACCUGUUAGAUACAAAAUUACAUGUAACUUUUGAAACUGGAAUUUUCUUCAAAAUUUAAUUGAAACUUGCACAUGUCGAACUCUCUAAAAAUGCUGAACUCUCCAACAGAGAGAACUGUAUCAACGUAGAUACAAUGUACAAAAUGCAAUUUGGUUUCUUUAUGAAUGUUCAUGUUUUUUAGUUGAUGUUUCAUAGCAAGAUUAUGAAAACGCAUAUGUAUUUUAUUUGGGGAACCCAGAACUCCAUAUACAAUGUUUUAAGAGAGUGGGGUUUUUUAUUCAAUUGGAGUGAUAACAGCUUAUGAAGCUGAUUUUGUAAGAGGGACGGGGCCAAAGUAGCAAGCAGUGUCUGUCACUGAAGUAUGUCUCUUAGUUUGUAAGAAAUUGAGGCUCAAUAUUAGGAAAUCUAUCUUCUGUUGAAUUUUAUUUCCAUUUAUCUCAAGGCAUCCUUUUUCAUCUGUGCAACUUUUACGGAAGACUCAGUUUGUAAGAGUCAAUGAUGUCACCAGCACUCAUGCUUCCAUAAGUAUUUCAAUGUGUAGAUUUCAGUGAUUGAAAAUGCAGAAGAUGGCUUGUUAGUUACUCCAUCUGUUUUUAACACUUUACUGCAAGAUUUGUUACUAGUCUAAACCUAACAGUUGUAGAUAAGCUGAUAAGAUUUUGAUUAGGGCUAGGAAAUGGCCACUUGGAUAGUGAGCAUAUUUCCCAUUUCCUUUGGUAGAAAACCUAGUCUACUUUUUAGUAAAUUCGGGCUGAAGAAGAGGCAGAGGGAGAAUAUUGAUGUUCUCUAACUAGAACAGGGUAGUGUAUUUUAUUUAACAUGCAGCCUCCUUGUAGGAAGGAUUAUUACUGGAAUGAACAAUACCACUGUAACGAAUUAUAAUUACAUGUUUUGGAGAUUCUUUAUAUAUUUUAAUUGAGUGUUUCAAUAUCAGAGAUAGUCCAGUCUCUGCAUCUUUUUGAAUUAUAGUUUGACAUUAGUUCUUCACAUGCCUAGUAAGUUAUAUUAAGGAAAAUACUUUGUCACUUUAAAGCCAAAUUAUGUGGUGGUUUGUAUUUUAACAAGUUUACAUAAAACUAUUGAUCUGUUUUUGAAUAUUAAAUUGACUGCUGAAGAGAUCUUGAUACUUUUAUGUAGAGAGAAUUUGAAUUAAUGAUAGCACCGUGUUAAAGCUUGAAUGGAAUUCUCUGCAUUUUUUUCUCAAAUUAAGGAAUUGUUGCAUAUAUUUGUGGUGUGGAAGGCAAAGAUACCUAAAAUAUUCAGGAAAUACUCUGAUUAUGUUCCCAGCCAAACAUAAUCUCUCUUUCUAAAGGAGAUAUUUAUCUAUAUGGUGCUAUGUAAACAUCAAACAGUUUUUGUGACUGCCUUGACUGGUAGCAUUUAAUAUCUAGCAAGCUAAAGAUUUUAAUUAAAAUGAAGUACUUAUUUAAAUUACUUUUUCAAUCAGCAGAUGCCAGAUUUGUAAAAUGAAAUUUUGGGUUAUUUGCUAAAAUCUUGAGUUGAAAAUGGAAAAUCUGAAGUAUCUAUUCCAUUUUUUAAUAUAAGCUAUAAAUUAUCAGUCAUGCCACCAUUUAGGUGGAUGCCUUCAGCAUGCUGGUUUUUAUCACCCUUAUCAGUGUCUUAUUUUGUAUUUAUCAACUUAAACACCUGUUUUAAUUGUGUGUAAAAACCUAAUGCACAAAAUAAAUUUUGAGUCUCCUCCAAGUAAUCAAAGGUGAAACAAACUUGUUAUUUUUGGAUAGCACUUACUGAUGGGAAUUCUAGAUUCCACGUCAAAAAUUGGAAGUAGGGAUAAAACUCGCACACCGCAUGUGAAUAUUGUUUUAAAUAUCCCUUGCUUUUUCAGCUUAUUGUACUAAUAAGACUUACUGCUUAUGUUUUGCACAAUAAAUCUUAAAUGUUAUAUGUGAUUAAUGUUAAGACAAGAUAUUGCUUUUGUAAAAAUUAUGUGCAAUUAAGUCCUGGAAAUCAAGAGUUAUUAACAAGUUGAGCUAAACCAUCCAAAUACAUUAAAAAUAUGGUAAUGCUUAUUUUCAAAUGUCUCAGUGUUCUUAGGUUUACAACUGAAACUGGUGAGCGCUUGUCAACAAGUAGCUGCAAGCUCAGAAUGUUGAUUGUAUGUACAAGGAAAAUGAUUCUUGGUAUUCUUCCAGGCAGUAUUAAAUGCUGCUCUGAAGGUCAAGAUGGAAUUCUGAAUAUCCUAUUGCUUGCAGCACAGCCUGAUCAAAUUACCGGAAUAAAUGUCAUAGGAGGUGCUGAACAGAAAAGGAACGGCACAUACUGGAAAUACUUGGGAGCUACACCUUUUGUGAGCAAUUACUGUCUAGGAAUAAUCUCAGUUUCCCUAGAAGUUCUAUUUCAGUGCAAUGACCAGUUGCUUCAAUGUACUGUGGUGAGCACUGAACUCUGAUGGUGCUAUUUUUAUUACAGCACUAUAAAAUAAGACAAGAAUUACAGGCAUAAAGGCACCCAAAGAUCUGUCCUGUUCUAGCAUCAAAAUGAAGACAGCUGUGUACCAGAGGCUAGAGCAUAACAAAAAGAAUCCAAAAUAUUAAUAGAAAUGCAAGAUUAACAGUCUAAGCCUCCAGGACAUGCUCUUCUUCCUGAAGUUGUUGUGAUAAAAUUUAUUUAAAGUAACUUAGUAAUAUUUUGUUUGCAUGGCUGAGUUCAUCUUGUUACUUAUUGAACCCUGCCAGAUUAGAUUUUAGUUCCGAAAAACUGAUUUUCAGAGAAUUUACUGAUAAGACUCUAUAAUAAAACAUUCACAACCAUCACAA